This is a messenger RNA of Dentiscutata erythropus, 198 nucleotides long. NCBI's taxonomy places the organism in Eukaryota, Fungi, Glomeromycota, Glomeromycetes, Diversisporales, Gigasporaceae. The record is from the annotation of a GenBank genome assembly.
AACCAAAUCAAGCAGGAAAAUAAAACUUUAAUCGAUGAAAAGAUUCAGAACUAUUUUAAUGCUAUUCUUUCUCAUACCUAUUCUCAUUAUUCAAAAUUAGCACAAUACAAUAUGAAUAAUUCAAAUUAUAUUAAUACUUUACCUUUAAUAUCUUUACAAUCAAAUGAUGAAGAAUUAUCUAAAAAUGCUAUAUGUUAG